UUUAUAGCUUGGAAAAUUGUGGCCAAACUUUAUAUUUCAAUAACUUUCUAAAAAUAUGAGGAAAUGAAAAGAAAAUUGAAAAAAAAAUUACGAGUCUAAAGAAUGAAUGAAGUUAUUUAUUUGAAAAAAGAAUAAAAUUUGUUAAAUAAAAAAUAAAAACUUCCUUGGGUGCUAGCAGUUGUUAGUGUCAUUGAAUCGGUUUUGAAAUAAAGGGAAUACAAUGGGUGAUAAAAAGUCGAGACAAUCUAAAGCGGACAUUGCUAAGCAGUUCGACUUGCCUGAACGCCAAUCCAAAAUUACAACAUUGCUGAAUCAAGCUGGACAAGCGUACUGCAUUUGUCGAUCUUCGGAUAGUUCGCGAUUUAUGAUAGCAUGUGAUGCAUGCGAGGAAUGGUAUCAUGGUGAUUGUAUCAACAUUUCUGAGAGAGAAUCAAAGUACAUCAAGAAUUACUUCUGUGACCGAUGUAGAGAGGAAGAUCCGACUUUGAAGACAAGGUUCAGACCACAAAAAAGAGAAAACGAGGUUGAUUCUGGUCGUGAUGACCGAAAAAAGCAGCGGAAAGAAAAGGAUCAUUCGGAAAAUAAAUCUUCCAAGAGAACUAUAAUUAAAGAUGGUUGUGGAGAUUGCCCUGGUUGCUUACAAGAUUACGAUUGUGGCCAUUGUGAUGCAUGUGAGGAGAUGUUCAAAUAUGGAAGUGCUAAUAAAAAGUUCAGGUGCAAAUUGAGAGUUUGUGUUAAAAGUAAAAAAUCUUCUAAACCACCCAGCAGUAGCAGAAUAAAGAAGAAACAUCAUGAACGUGAACCGUAUGAGCCAGAAGAAUCGUUGGCGCAUCUACAGACUGCGCAUGCGCGUCAGUGCUACGGGCCGCAGUGCACGCUGCCCGCUCGAUACUCCUCGAAGUACUGCUCCUCACAGUGCGGGAUAAGGCUCGCCACUUCCCGGAUAUACCAAGUGCUCCCACAACGAAUACAAGAGUGGUCGUUGUCGAGCUGCGUUGCCGAACAGAAGAACCGCAAGGCACUAGAAGUGGUACGCAGCGGGAUCGCUAAAGCGCAGGCCGCGCUGCGGAGUCUCGAUAAACAGCACACAGAUCUGGACGCACUGCUCGCCAAAGCUAAAAACGCUACAAUUCUUCAUACAGAUGAUAAGGACGCCGACGAUGAAACCUCAAUGUACUGCAUAACGUGCGGCCACGAGAUCCACUCGAGGACAGCCGUCAAACACAUGGAGAAAUGUUUUAUAAAAUACGAAGCGCAAGCGUCUUUCGGCAGUCGCCAUAGGACGCGCAUAGACGGACAAAGCAUGUUCUGCGAUUAUUACAAUCCUAUCAAUGCAACAUAUUGUAAGAGAUUGAGGGUGAUGUGUCCAGAACAUUUUAAAGAUUCCAAAGUGAGCGACAGCGAUGUCUGCGGGUGUCCGCUGGUCCGCAACGUGUUCGAUCCGUCGGGCGAGUUCUGCCGGGCGCCCAAGAAGUCGUGCUUGCGUCACUACCAGUGGGAGAAGCUGCGUCGAGCCGAGAUAGACAUGGAGAGGGUCCGGCAAUGGUUGAAACUCGAUGAACUUGUGGAACAGGAGCGUAGUAUUAGAUUGGCUAUGGCUUCAAGAGCGGGCGUACUCGGUCUAAUGCUACAUUCUACUUACAACCACGAAGUCAUGGAGCGAAUCACAAAUAAGGUUAACGAAAACGGGCUACACAAAGAAGGAUCCUGACAGUCUCCGGGGGAGGGACGCAGUUGAUAGAAAUUGUAAAUUAAGAUGUAAAUAAAAUCAUUGCUUAAAUGUU
Bombyx mandarina (wild silkworm) is the source of this 1784-nucleotide messenger RNA. RefSeq names its product CXXC-type zinc finger protein 1. Gene Ontology annotation, cellular component: Set1C/COMPASS complex. NCBI's taxonomy places the organism in Eukaryota, Metazoa, Arthropoda, Insecta, Lepidoptera, Bombycidae. Gene Ontology annotation, biological process: positive regulation of DNA-templated transcription. The record is from RefSeq and is a predicted model, not a curated record. Gene Ontology annotation, molecular function: DNA binding; zinc ion binding.